Messenger RNA from Prunus armeniaca (apricot), 414 nucleotides. Lineage: Eukaryota; Viridiplantae; Streptophyta; Magnoliopsida; Rosales; Rosaceae. The record is from the annotation of a GenBank genome assembly.
AUGCCUGGGGCAUGGUCAGAUAGUCCAUUUCCUCUGUCGAUUGUAAUGACGGUAUGCACAACUCUUGGGGCAGUAGCCCUGCCUCCUCUACUAACAAAGAUAUUGGCAGGGACUUACAUCCCUGUGGAUGCUGCCAAACUGUCAAUCAGCACCAUGCAGCUGGGGCUUAUGGUCUCUAUUCUGUCAUAUGUAGGUCGUUGUUGCUCCAAUUUGUUAGGUUCUUAUAUGCAUAGUGCAUUUCCUGCAGUGGUUAAAAUUGUGAUACCUUUUGCGCUUUGUUCUAGCUGCAUCACUGCUUGCAUGCUGGCUGAUCUGUCUCUAAUGGCUCAUGCUCAGACAGUGUUAUCUGGAGAAAUUGGGGUGGUUAUUCUUUCUGUGCUGUUAGUACAUAUUGCUGGUUUCUUUGCGGGGUAA